AUGGAGAAUGCUAUUUCUAAAGUUUUAACAAAGAAUCAAAUUAAAUUAUUAACUGGCGAAUUCAAGAAAGUUCCAAAUUGGGAUAAUGAAACCAUAAAAAAGGCAUUAAGAUAUAAAUUUAUGUGUGGUCGUUCGGGAUAUGAAGAAAUAAGUCGCGAUUUGCCAUUACCUUCGUUAAGAACGCUACGCCGACGAUUGGAAAAUGUCAAAUUUACAAAUGGGAUAUUAGAAGAAAUUUUCGAUUUUCUCUAUAUUAAAGUGUCUGCUUUUCAAAAUAAUCUUGAUAAGCACUGUAUGUUAGUUCUAGAUGAAAUGUCUAUAACCUCUAGCAGAUCAUUUGAUAUUUCAACAAAUUCAUAUGUUGGUUCUGUAGAAUUAUGUAAGAAUAGCGAUACAAAAAAAUUUGCUUCUAAAGCACUAGUAUUUAUGCUAGCCGGUAUUGCCAGUAGAUGGAAGCAAGUCGUAGCUUAUUAUUUCACAGAUAAUAGUGUUGACGGUAAUAAUUUUAACUCAAUUAUUUGUGAUAUUAUUAAAAAAGCUGAAAAUAUAGGAUUACAGGUUCAAAGUGUCACGUCUGAUAUGGAAUCAGCAAAUAUGACAAUGUGGAAAUCAUUUGGAAUUAAUGUAUCAAGGCACAGUACAAUAAUCAAUUCCUGUCAACAUCCUAAUGACAAAAGUCGUAAACUCUUUUUCUUUCAUGAUUGUGCUCACGCCUUGAAAAAUAUAAAUCAAGGUUUCUUAAAAAAUGAAACAAUCACUAUACCUGAUGAAAUUGUUACCACGUUUGAUUUGCCAACUAAUAUAGCCAGAGCAAAAGAUUUAAACGAAUUCUGUACUUCUCAGAAUGAAAUAGAUUAUGGUUUAAGAGGAUGCUAA
This is a messenger RNA of Solenopsis invicta (red fire ant), 876 nucleotides long. RefSeq lists its product as uncharacterized. The record is from RefSeq and is a predicted model, not a curated record. NCBI's taxonomy places the organism in Eukaryota, Metazoa, Arthropoda, Insecta, Hymenoptera, Formicidae. Bases 1 to 876 code for a protein of 291 amino acids. The transcript has a single exon.